This is a messenger RNA of Megalops cyprinoides (Indo-Pacific tarpon), 664 nucleotides long. RefSeq names its product cytochrome c oxidase subunit 8A, mitochondrial-like. Gene Ontology annotation, biological process: mitochondrial electron transport, cytochrome c to oxygen. The transcript is spliced from 2 exons. The coding region runs from base 99 to 329 and encodes 76 amino acids. NCBI's taxonomy places the organism in Eukaryota, Metazoa, Chordata, Actinopteri, Elopiformes, Megalopidae. Gene Ontology annotation, cellular component: mitochondrion. The record is from RefSeq and is a predicted model, not a curated record.
GUGGGGAUGCCGGGCUCUGUCCCACAGGAUGUGCCGGGAUCUCCUCCAGAGCCCCUGAGACAGAGGCAGCCCGGGAGCAGCACGCACCCGCCGCAGUGAUGUUCGCGGUCCUGAGCCGAGCUACGCACACUGGGCCGCUGGUCCGGGCCAGGACGGUCCUGCUGGAGCAGAGGCCGCGCAUCUACAGCAAGCCGCCCAAGCACAAGAUCGGACCUGGGCAAAGCUUCUUCAUAAUGUCAGUGUUUGCUGCCGCUCUGCUGGUCCCAGCCGGAUGGAUCAUGCACCACCUCCCAGAAUACCGCCAGAGGCCACGCCCACCAUCUAAAUAAAGACCCUGUGACAUCAUGUGGCCCCACCCACCACCGCUAAAUGACUGCACCUGAAGCAUUAGCCACCAUGCCAUAAUAUUCUUCUAAUCACGAAAAUGAGAAGGUGAAUACCCAGAGGAGCUCUUAAAAGAUCAGGCAAUGGAGUGACAGAAACAGGAGAUGGCGAUGGAGAUUGAUGUUCGUGUGAGAUGUAGUUUGGAAACAAAAAAGGAACAAGGAUGUUGUUAUAGCUUGGUGUGUAAUGUACCAUAUAAUUAAAUUCUUACUGUUCUUAGAGCUGAUUGCAGUGGUAUCUCUUUUGGCCACCCCACCACCUCAAUCAAUAAAUAUAUAUA